This is a messenger RNA of Helianthus annuus (common sunflower), 1781 nucleotides long. Its product is annotated as UDP-glycosyltransferase 73C1. Gene Ontology annotation, molecular function: UDP-glycosyltransferase activity. The record is from RefSeq and is a predicted model, not a curated record. Lineage: Eukaryota; Viridiplantae; Streptophyta; Magnoliopsida; Asterales; Asteraceae. The coding region runs from base 194 to 1681 and encodes 495 amino acids. The transcript has a single exon.
UUGGCAUCUUUAAUCCUGGCCGGCCUUUUGUCUUUCUAAAAAUAAUUAUUUGUGUCAACUGCUGUCUGCUGGAGGAUGAUCUAUGGUAUCCUGUCCACAGUUGCGUGGUUUAUAUAGUUAUUGAUAGCUGAACUUCCAUCAUCACUCAUAGAUACAAACAAUCUCUCCAUUAUACUAAUUACCAGACUUUCAUAUGGCUUUAGAACAAUCACAAGAGCUAAUCCAGCUUCACUUUCUUGUUAUACCCAUGGGAUCUCCAGGCCACUAUAUCCCCACCAUUGACAUGGCCAAGUUACUUGCUCAACACGGUGUUCAAGUCACCAUAGUUGCCACCCCCGUCAACGCCCUCAGAUUCGGGUCAAUCCUCGAUCAAGCAAUCCAGUCAGGUCUUCCCAUAUGUUUUCUUGAAUUCCAACUUCCAUAUAAGGAGUUUGGCUUACCCGAAGGCUGUGAAAGCUUAGACGAUCUUCCUAAUAUGGGAAUGACAGGAGCUCUUAUGCAGGCCUAUAGAUCACUACAAACACAAGUCGAACAGUAUAUUGAAAAGCUUGAUCCUAGGCCAAACUGCAUAUUAGCAGAUACGUUUCUCCUAUGGACAGGUGAAACAGCAAAAAAGUUUCAGAUUCCAAGGAUUAUAUUUGAUGGAAUGAAUUGCUUAACACAGAUGUGUAACCAUGUUUUAUACUUCUCAAAGGUAUAUGAAAGUGUAGGCGAGUCGGAAUCAUUCGUUUUGCCUGGUCUGCCUGAUCAUAUUGAACUAAAAAGAUCCCAACUUCCUUUUGCAUUCAGUUCAAGCCAUGAAGCUGUGAUUGAUUUUCAUGAAAAGCUUCGAGCAUCGGAAUCCGAAGCGUAUGGAGUAGUUGUUAACAGUUUUGAGGAGUUGGAGCAAGGCUAUGUUGAUGAAUAUCAGAAAGUGAAAGGAGAUAAAGUUUGGUGCAUAGGGCCAUUAUCACUAUGCCACAAGGAUGAAUCAGAGAAGGUCCAGAGAGGUAACAAGUCAUCAGUUAACAAAGAUGAGUGUCUCAAGUGGCUAGAUUCCCAAGAAAAUGGUUCCGUGAUCUAUGCGUGUUUAGGAAGCAUUAGUCGGGUUGAGCCUGCACAACUUAUAGAGCUUGCUCUAGCUCUAGAAUCAUCGAAAAGACCGUUCAUUUGGGUAGUUAGAGCAGGUCAUAAGACUGAGAAGAUAGAAAAAUGGAUAGAUGAAGAGGGGUUUGGAGAGAGAACCAAAGAUAGAGCAUUAUUGAUCCACGGGUGGGCUCCACAACUGUUAGUCUUGUCACAUCCUGCGGUUGGAGGGUUUUUGACUCACUGUGGGUGGAAUUCUAUUCUAGAAGGGGUUUCUGCUGGUGUCCCUUUGGUAACAUGGCCUCAGUUUCAAGAGCAAUUCUACAAUGAGAAGUUAGUUGUACAAGUGUUGAGAACUGGAGUUAGUGUUGGUGCUCAAAAAAUUUCAGAGCUUUGGGUUGAUGAAGAUAAGUCUGGAGAGUUGGUGAAGAGUGAGGCAUUUUUAAAUGCUAUAGAGAUGGUAAUGGAAGAAGGGAAAGAAGGAGAAGAGAGAAGAAAGAGAGCUAAAGAACUCGGUAAGAUCGCGGAUAAAGCAAUAGAAGAUGGAGGAUCUUCCCACCGAAACAUGACUCGAUUAAUUGAAGAUAUCAAGAACCAAGCAAAUAUAGGAAAAUAAGGUUAGAAGAUUGAUAGUGUUCAUUCCCAUUUGAGCUUAUUAUUUCUAUGAUGUAUUUUAUUAAUUCAAUAAAUUAUAUUAUGCCCCUUCUCAUGCUCUC